AUGUUACUUUUGAAUGCAACUGACCAUCAAUUAUUUCAAAAUUUCUUUGAUAUUGAACCAAACAAAGAAUAUAUUGCUUUGUUACAACAUAGUCUUCUAUUAACAACAUUAAAAGCAACAUCUAGUUUACUACAUAAAAUCAUAAAUAAUAUUGAUACAAAUAUUCAAAAACUCAAUGAUCCAUCGACACAAUACACAACAACUUAUACUUCAUCGAAUACAAUCGAAACACUGCUAACUUUAGAGAAACAUGUUAUUCAAGAAGCUAUCUUUAUCCAUCCAAAAGAACUUGAACAAAUCCAAACAACUAUACAAAAAGAGCAGAAAAAGUUUUUCGUACAAAACAAAUAUAUGCAAACCACACCUCAAUAUUAG
Molecule: messenger RNA, 375 nt
Organism: Adineta ricciae
Lineage: Eukaryota; Metazoa; Rotifera; Eurotatoria; Adinetida; Adinetidae
Source: the annotation of a GenBank genome assembly